ACUUGGGCUUUUACCUCCCCGGGAAGGACUGAGCACUGGAAGGAUGUGUCGAAGCAGGGACAGGGUAUGGCUGUCCUGCCCCCUUCUAGGGUUGUUGCAAGGAUUAAAUGAGCGCGCCUAGCAGACAGUGAGCGCUCCUCACGCUCAGCUGUUUAUGUCCUCAUUGGUGAUCCCUGUUUUUCCCCAGUCUGCAGCUCAGGCCCCUGGGGGACUGCCCGGCGUCCCCCAGGAGCGCGCAGCUGGCUGGCCCUGGCAGGGCCCGGACACCUGGGGCCAGACCCCCCUCCGCAGCCCGCGGUGUCGCCUUCCCGGGCGGCUCGGAUUCCCGGAUCCCCUUACCCCAGCGGCUCGGCUGUCACGCCCUGGGCCGGGGGAGGGGAGGCUGCAGGAAGCGGCGGAUCCGGCGGCGACGGCUGUGGCGGUGGCCGGGGUGGCCCAGCUCCUCCUGCCAUGGAGAGCGCCGCGGCCCAAGAGACCCGGGGUGCCGAGGCCCCGCGCCCGUCCGCGCCCCCGCCCUCGCCCGCGGAGCCCCCAGCCGCGCCCCGCGCCCGUCCGCGCCUGGUCUUCCGCACGCAGCUGGCGCACGGCAGCCCCACGGGCAAGAUCGAGGGCUUUACCAACGUCCGCGAGCUCUACGCCAAGAUCGCCGAGGCCUUCGGGAUCUCGCCCACAGAGAUCUUAUUCUGUACCCUAAACAGCCACAAAGUGGACAUGCAGAAACUCCUGGGCGGCCAGAUAGGGUUGGAGGACUUUAUCUUUGCUCACGUGCGCGGCGAGACCAAGGAGGUGGAGGUCACUAAGACCGAAGAUGCCCUGGGACUGACCAUCACGGACAAUGGGGCCGGCUACGCCUUCAUCAAGAGGAUCAAGGAGGGCAGCAUCAUCAACCGGAUCCAGGCUGUGUGCGUGGGCGACAGCAUUGAGGCCAUCAACGACCACUCCAUCGUGGGCUGUCGCCACUACGAGGUAGCCAAGAUGCUCCGGGAGCUGCCCAAGUCCCAGCCCUUCACCCUGCGCCUGGUGCAGCCCAAGAGAGCCUUCGAUAUGAUCGCCCAGAGGAGCAGGGGCAGCAAAUGCCCCAUGGAACCGAAGGUGACCAGUGGGAGGGAGACCCUGCGUCUUCGUUCUGGGGGGUCUGCCUCAGUGGAGGAAGUGCCCAGCAAAUUUGAGGAGGAAGCAUCACGGAGGGUGGAUGACCUGCUGGAGAGUUACAUGGGCAUUCGGGACCCAGAGCUGGGUAAGGGGCCAGGCAUCCACCAUGGUGGACACCUCCAAGAAGACGCUGAGCGUCCAGGAAUUUGCACACCGUUUAGAUUCCGUCUUGGGCGAGUUCGCCUUCCCGGACGAGUUUGUGGUGGAGGUGUGGGCCGCCAUAGGCGAGGCCAGGGAGGCCUGUGGCUAGUCUGCCCUGGGGCCGAGCGCAGCCCCAGCCCAGAGCCCAGCCCCCUGCCCCAGCCCUCCUGGCCAGUUCCCGAAGCCCACCUCUGCACCAGAGCCCAGCCCAGAUCUGAGACCCAUCCUCGCUCUAGAGCCCAGGCCAGCUCUGGGACCGAGUUUACCUCUAGAACCCCUACCAAUUUCAAGACCAAUCCCAGCUCUGAGGCCAAGCCCUACUCUAGACUCCAGGCUAGCUCUGAGGCUGAGUUUAUCUCUGGAACCCAAUCCACUUUUGAGACCCAACCCAGCUCAAAAACUCAGCCCCCCUCCAGACCCCAGGCCAGCUCUGAGACCAAGUUCACCUUUAGAACCCCUACCAGUUCUGAGACCAAGCCCAGCUCUGAGGUCAAGUCUUGCUCUAGAACCAAGCUCAGUUAUGAGACUAAGCCUAGCUCUGAGACCAAGCCCUGUUCUAGACCCCAGGCCAACCCUGAGACAAAGUUCAUCGCUAGAAUGCAAUUUAGUUCUGAGACCCAACCCAGCUCCAAAACCCAGCCCUUUCCUAGAACCCAAGACAGCUCUGAAGCUAAACCAAGCUCCGAAAUCAAGUUAAGGUCUGGAUCCCAGAUAAGUUUUAAGACACAGCCCAGCUCUGAGAUCAGUCCCAGUUCUGGAAGCCAGCCCAGAUCUAUGACCAAGCCCUUCCAUAAAACUCAGUCUGAUGUUGGAACUCAAGACAACCCCAUGACUCAGCCAUACCUAGACACCCGGUCUAGCUCAGGAACUCCCAUUAAUUCUGGAGCCCAGCUCAGACUCCAGAAACAGUCCAGCAACAGUAGCCACACCAGUUCAGGACUGGAAGAUGGCUCCCAAACCCAACCCUGCUCACGAGCCCAGAUGCAUGCUGCAGCUCAGUCCAGACCCAGAUCCCAGCCCUGCUCUAAAACCCAACUGCACUCAAGUACCCACCCCCAUCCUGGGGCCUGGUCUGGUUCCAGUGAUGAGUUCAGCUCAGAGACUGAGUCCAGUUCUAGACCCCACCCUGGUGCUACAACCAGGCCCAUCUCCAGAAUUCAGACAAGCUCUGGAACCCCAUCCAUUUCUGAGGCAAGGCCUGCCUCCAGAGCUAAGCCUGAUGCCGAGCCCCGCUCUCACUGCAGAACGCAGACCAGCUCUAGAAUGCCAUCUAACUCUGGGACCCAGAACAAUUUUAAGACCUGGGCAAUUUCCAGAGCUCGGUCCAGCUCAGGCACUCCACCCAGCUGCAGAACUCAGCUCAAUUCUGAAGCACAGACUGGGUCUGAAAUCCCAUCCAGCUCCCAAACACAGUCAGUUGCUGAGACCCCACUGAGUUCAAGAACCCAGCUAAACUCUGGAAUCCAGUCUAGCCUUGGGACCCAGACCAAUGCAGCAACAGACGUAAUCUCUGCAAAUCUGUCUAGCUCUGAAAGCAGGCCCAGCUCCAGGACCCAGACUUGUCCAGGAGCUCAGUCAACUUCUGGAACUCAGCUCAUCUCGGAAACCCUACCAAGUUCUAGAUACCAGCUCCAAGCCACAGCCCAAGGCAGCUCUGGUAUUCAGCCAGACUUUGGGAAGCAGACCAGCUCUGGAACUCAGCCAAGCUCUGGAGCCCAGAUAAGUUCGAGAAUUCACUCCAUCUCUGGAACCCAGCCCAGCUCCACGAUUCACUCCAGCCCUGAGACACAGCCCAACUUGGAAACCCAGAGUGAUUCUAAAACCCAGCCUGUUUCUGAAACCCAACCCGGCUCUAGAACCCUGAUCAGUUCUGGAACGCAGCUCAGACCUGAGACCCAGCCCACCUCAGAGACUGAGCCCAGUGCAAGCAUUCAGCCCACCUCCAGGAUUCAGCUCAGCCCUGUGACCCAGCCCAAGCCUGGAACCCAGAGCAGUUCAAGAACUCAGCCCAGCUCUGAAACUUACCUUAGUUCCAGAACCCAGCCUGUUUCUGGAACCCAGUCCAGCUCUAGAACCCAGACCAGUUCUGGAACCCAGCUCAGCUCCAAGACCCAGCCCAGCUCUGGGACCCAGAGCAGUGUAAGAAUCCAACCCAGCUCUAAAGCCCACCUUAGCUCCAGAACUCGGUCUAGCCCUGAGACCUGGCUCAACUCUGAGACCCAGCUCAGUCACAGGAUUCAGUUCAGCUCUGAGACACAGCCCAUCUCUGGAAGCCAGCCCAGUUCAAGAAUGCAGCCCAGCUCUGGAACUCACCUCAGCUCUAGAAUCCAGCCUCUUACUGGAACUCAACCCAGCUCCAGAACCCAGACUAGUUCUGGAACCCAGCUCAGCUCCAAGACCCUGCCCAGCUCUGGGAUCCAGAGCAGUGUAAGAAUUCAACCCAGCUCUGGAGCCCAGCUAAGCUCGAGAACCCAGUUUACUUCUGAGACCUGCCUCAGCUCUGAGAUGCAGCUCAGCUCUGAAACCCAACCCAGCUCCAGAACCCUGAUCAGUUCUGGAACGCAGCUCAACUCUGGAGCCCAGCCCACCUCAGAGACCCAGCCCAGUGCAAGAAUUCAGCCCAGCUCUGGAGCCCAGCUCAGCUCCAGAACCCAGCCCAGCUCUCGGAUUCAGCUCAGCCCUGAGAUCCAGCCCAAGUCUGGAACCCAGAGCAGUUCAAGAACUCAGCCCAGCUCUGGAACUUACCUUAGUUCCAGAACCCAACCUUAUUCUGGAACCCAGUCCAGCUCCAGAACCCAGACCAGCUCCAGAACCCAGACCAGCUCAAAGAUCCAGCUCAGCUCUAGAAAUGGGCUCCACCUACAGACCCCUCGCCUUGACCCUAGAACCGAGGCUGAUCUCACUCGCCCAGCCCAGCAUCAGCCCCUAGGCCCACCACGCAGAGCUCCAACUCUGGGCCCUAGCACAGUCUCUCAGCCGCAGCCCCAGCCCCAUGAUCUGGUACAUGGAACGCAGGCCAACACUGGCCUGGGCCGAAGCUCACCAACUUCCCACCUGGCCCCACAGCCACAGAUCCCGUCAGCCCCCCAGAAACCGGUCCUCUUCCCCAAGCCCCAGCUAGGACCCCGGAAGUCCACCCCACCCACCAUAUCUGUCAUCUCUAGUUCUGCCCCCAGGGCAGUCCUCCUGCAUUCCCAGACCCCUGAAUCCCUAGCCCAGAGGCCUGUCCCCUCCCACACGCUCAAGGAGUCAGGGCCUGCUCCUUGGGGGUCAGAGCCCCUCCCCCACCAAGGGGAGCUGUAGCUUGAGGGUGACACAGUUUUGGCUUCCAAGAUCCCCCCAUCCUGUCUCUGGCCCCUCCCAGCCUGGGUCCCCUGGAAGCAGCAGGUGACCUCAUUCCCCCAGCAGGUAGGGGUGGGGGGAGUAGGGAGAGUGGAAACAGGGGCUUUAGUUUCACUUGGGCCUGGCUCUGGGAGGUGUAAGCAGAUCCUAGGUCUGUGGAGUGGAAAGCUGGGUGUGUGUGUGGAGGGGGCAUGUGGGCAGGAGGUGGAGAAAUGGGGGGCAGGAGGCAAUCUUGUCCUCAUGUACCUCGAGGGCUCAUGGGGAAUAAAGGCACCUCUCCUUGCA
Messenger RNA from Mirounga angustirostris (Northern elephant seal), 4920 nucleotides. RefSeq names its product GIPC PDZ domain containing family member 3 (gene GIPC3). Lineage: Eukaryota; Metazoa; Chordata; Mammalia; Carnivora; Phocidae. The record is from RefSeq and is a predicted model, not a curated record. Bases 451 to 4596 code for a protein of 1381 amino acids. The transcript is spliced from 6 exons. Gene Ontology annotation, molecular function: protein binding.